AUGCUGUCCUUCAGUGGCAUACGACAGGCCUGCCCGAGGUCAAGUCGCCAUCUUCACCUUCUCCGCCCACAAAAUGCCUUGCAUCCCCGACUGCACGGCAGCAGCGAGCUCAAGCGAACCUCGAUAAACGCCCGUCCAUUCUCUAAUUCUUUGUGCCGACAACAAGAUGCCUCGUCGACCGCCGAUGCGACUUCCGCUCAGGAGAUCGAAAGAGUAGUUCGAGAAGCCAAGCAGCGAUUUCGAGACACCCUCCCGAAGGACUAUCUCAACGACCAAGAAUACGCCCUCUACGAGCGACUGUACGGUCCGCCUCUGCGCGAAACCAUCCCCGAGGAUGUUGGAAUACCAACGCAUGCAGACAUGGGGCCUGCACCCCCGCGUCCAGACAACGAGGGAGUGCUUUUGCGACCUCUUGAGGGUGGAGAAUUUGAGGAGGUGACAUACGAGAUCGACCGGCCGACCGAUACUGCGGACUCAGAUGCCGCGCCAGUUCUUGGAGCCUUAGGAGACGCCUCCGUACAAGACCUGAUCCAGAAGCCACCGGGAUACGUUGAAGCUGUAGCUAGGAAUCAGCGCGAGCAUGACGCGCUGCAGAAGCUGGCCCAGGACUUUGAAGCCGCCCAGAAGCAGCCUAAAGAGAGGGAAGACGCCGAGGCGCCGGCCGCUCAAGACCUGGUCGAGGAAGACGAGACAACCUGGCCGAUUGAAGCAGAGUACGAUGGCAGUGAGCGGGAGCCUGGCGAAGUUCGGCGCUUCCACAGAUAUACGCUGGACGGGAGAUUCCACGGCAGCCCCGUCGAGAUUGCCCUUCCGCGCGAGGAAUUCGUGGAGCCAAUCCGCGAACUCCUCGACAGAACCCAUCUCAAACACGUCAAACAAGCAGCUGAGGCUGCAUUUGGCGGCCGAGGCCUCCCAACGUCCCCGGCGACACCAGAGGGCCUCAAGAAUGGUCGCAUGGGCGGCGUCGGGCUCCCGCCCGAUCAGCGCCACAUGACAGAAAUCGAGGCAGACGCUUUCCUGGCCGGGUACCUUCCUCCAGCGUACGCAUCCGUUGCGUCUAUCCUACGUGAAGUGCGGAAACGGGUUGGGAGCGACUGGAUCCAGUCCCGGCUGAAGCAGGGCAAGGAUGGCGGCCUGAGUGUUCUCGAUGCUGGUGCCGGUGGUGCGGGCCUGGUUGCCUGGGAACAAAUCAUCAACGCUGAAUGGCAGCUACUCAAAGAAAGGGGCGAGGUCAAGGGGCCACAACCACCUGGGAAGAAGACGGUCAUUGCCUCGUCCGACCGGCUGCGUAAUCGCAUCAAGGGCUUCCUUCAUGAGACGACCUUUCUCCCGCGGCUGCCAGACUAUGAGCACUCCGGCGAGAUGCACGGCGAGCACCUUGACGCCGGGCACAAACCCCAGCCGCGCAAGUCGUUCGACGUCAUCAUUGCCUCUCACUUGUUCCUCAAGGAGAAGCAGGACCAUUACCGCCAGGCCAUUCUCAACAAUCUCUGGAGCCUUCUCAACAAAGAUGGAGGCAUCCUCAUCGUCAUCGAAAAGGCUCACCCUCGUGGGUUUGAAGCCGUCGCGCACGUACGAGAUACUCUCCUGAAGCAGUUUCUGCUGCCACAGUCUGGGGAACCCUCCCUCACUCCGGAGGAGUUCAACCCUGCAUUCCACCGGGAACUGGAACCUGGGCACAUCGUCGCACCCUGCACAAACCACGGGGUAUGCCCGAUGUACAAGGAACAGGGCAAGAGCAAGGGGCGGAAAGACUACUGCCAUUUCAGCCAGCGAUUUGUCCGACCGACGUUCUACAGCAAAAUGUUAGGAAACACGGCAGACAACCAGGGCGAGGUUGAAUUCAGCUACGUGGUAGUCCGACGUGGCGUGUCCAAGAGCAGUCCAUUGACCGGCAAGGAGGCAACGGAAAGGGCAAUGCUGGGCUACGAGGCCUCCGAGGCUCAACCCGACAUGCAGACGUUGCCGCGAAUGGUGCUGCCUCCGUUGAAGCGGAAGGGCCACGUUACCCUUGACCUAUGCACUCCCGAGGGCAAGAUUGAGCGGUGGACAGUUCCCAAGAGCUUCAGCAAGCUGGCUUACCACGACGCCAGAAAGUCCCGAUGGGGAGACCUGUGGGCUCUCGGGGCCAAGACACGCGUGCUCCGCAACGUUCGGGUUGGAAACGGCGUUGACGAUGGGGGCAAACGAGCCGCGGAUGGGAAGAAGCCGCGCAAGGUUGAGAUCAGCAUGGACGGCGGACGUAUGUCUGCGGCCGAAAAGAACGCGCCGCGAGACCGACGGCCGAAGAGCAAGGAGGCCAAGAAGAAGGAUCUCAUGAAGGAGCUCUUUGCCGCGGAAGAGAGGGAAGAGGCCAUGAUUGAGAAGCAAAUGGACGAGGAAGAGGAGGCGGAGUUGGACGAGGCGAAAAGGAAGGGUCACGGCGAGCGGUGA
Purpureocillium lilacinum is the source of this 2433-nucleotide messenger RNA. Its product is annotated as 37S ribosomal protein S22. The record is from RefSeq and is a predicted model, not a curated record. Gene Ontology annotation, cellular component: mitochondrial small ribosomal subunit. Gene Ontology annotation, molecular function: methyltransferase activity; structural constituent of ribosome. Gene Ontology annotation, biological process: translation. Lineage: Eukaryota; Fungi; Ascomycota; Sordariomycetes; Hypocreales; Ophiocordycipitaceae.